AUGUGGCACAUCCACGAGUAUGAGGUGAAGAGCGACGUCCUUUUCCUUCCAGGCGUCCCUGGUCCGGUUGAGCAGCAAGAUCGGGAGAAAGCGCUGAAAACUUACGGGAAGACGAUUCACUUUUUUGGCAGAUAUUUGGAGUCUCGCUAUGGUGUUUUGUUCAAAAAGGAAAGGGAUAACAGAGCGUAUAUGGAAGGCUUAUCCCAAGGAAUUCACUCAAAAGCACACGCUGAUGGUGCCGGACUCAAAACUAUUGUACAAGAUAUCAAUUUGCAUUGCUUGGAGACCUGGAAAGGGUUUGUCCAAAGCUGCUACGGUUCUGGUGUCAACAUGUCAAAAACAAAUUCUGAGAAGAUAGCUGGAUUGGAGGCAGAAGUCCUGCAAGCUAUCAAUAACUUGACGAAAACUGUCAAGGGGAAACUCAUUCAAGAGGAGGAGAAGGGCAAGGAAGAUCCUGAAUUUGAGCUCGAGUUUGGAUCCUUCAAAAAGGGACCCAAGGACGAUAAGAACAAGGGUGGGGGUCGAAAAAUAGGAGAAUUUCAGAAGAUUAAAGCUCCUAUUUUCGAAGGGGAGGACGCGUUUGGAUGGAUUUAUAAGGUGGAGCGUUUCUUUGAGAUCCAAGACAUUGGUGUACGUGAUCGUUUGAAGGCAGCAACGAUUUGCUUGGAUGGCAAGGCGCUGGCUUGGUUUCGUUGGAGUCAAGCAAGGGACCCAUUCCGCUCUUGGGAGGAUUUAAAAGAACGGUUGUUGGAGCGAUUCCAAUUAACAGGUGAAGGCAAUCUCUAUCAUCAGUUUCUCGCCAUCCCACAAGAAGGAACUGUACGUGACUACGUAAGCAAUUUUGAGAGACUAUCAUGUCAGUUGGGAGACAUACCAGAAAUCGUGUUGGAAGUUACCUUCAUUAAUGGUCUCAAGGAUGACACACGUUCGGCCGUUCGUAUUUUACAGCCAGCAAACUUGGCCAGAGCCAUGACUCUUGCUGUUAUGAUAGAUGAAAACAAGUUCAGUAUCGGCACACCCAAGACUAGUGGAGGGAAUUUUUACUUAAAACAACAUUUGACAAUACUUAAAUUUCUUAAUGUCAACAACAUUCGGGAUGAUAUUCAAAAGGAGGAUGCUUUUCGAGGUCUCUGUGCAAUGGUGAAAGUGAACACAUCAGUGGAUUUAAGUUCACUUGUUUUCUUAUGUAGAGCCAUUUCUAGUUGGCAUCAGUUACUGUGA
Molecule: messenger RNA, 1221 nt
Organism: Lactuca saligna
Lineage: Eukaryota; Viridiplantae; Streptophyta; Magnoliopsida; Asterales; Asteraceae
Source: the annotation of a GenBank genome assembly